AUGACGAACGUCCACUCCAAACCAAUCCUCGGCAUGCGCGUCCCCAUACAUCCCCUCCCGCUUCCGCCAACGCUGACACGGCGCCCAUACGUCCUCGCCUUUCUCGUCCUCAUCCUGCUUCGCUCGCGCGCCGCAGGCCUCACCUUCUCUGCAUACACUGCGAUCCAGGAAAAUGUGAAGAAGUUGAGAGACAAGUUGCGCAUGAAGCUGAAGCGCAAGUUGACGAGGGAGGAGAUGGACCGGGUGUUGCAGCAGGUGUAUGUCGAGGAUCCGGAUGGGAGUGGGGGUAAAACACUGUUGGUCCCGUAUCGCGAGCGGAUUUUGAAGGUUCCAAUACACACCACCCCGACAUCAAAAUUCACAUCCGACACUCCCUUCUUCCCCCCUCUAUCAGAAUCAACACUCCGCAAACCCUCUCUCUCCCUUUCCUUCCUUUCCCAGCUCACAGCACUUCUUGGCCGCAUCGCCAUUCCAUCUGCAACGUCUCCUGAGGCCGGCAUCGUCGUUCUACAUUCUAGCUUCCUCGUCCUGCGGACCGUACUGAGCAUCUUGGUUGCGAGGCUGGAUGGGAGGAUUGUGCGUGAUCUGGUGAAGGGUGAUGGGCGCGCGUUUCUGAGGGGUUUGGGGUGGUGGUUUGUGCUGGCGAUACCCAGCACGUUUACGAACUCGAUGAUCCGGCAUUUCCAGUCGCUCCUGGCGCUGCGCCUCCGCACGCGCAUGACGCGGUACCUGCACGACCUAUACCUGGCGUCGCAUCCAGCACUGCGCUACUUCCGCGCGCCGGGAUAUCUUGACGGGGUAGACCAGUAUCUGACCGCGGAUGUCGACGCGUGGGCGAACGCGCUGAGUGGUGUAUACGGCAAUGUCCUUAAACCCUCCCUCGACCUCCUCCUGUUCACCUCCCAGCUCUCCCGUUCUCUUGGUGUACGCGGAACAAUUCUCCUCUUCCUUAACUACUACACGACCGUUUCGAUCCUUCGCUUUGUGACACCCUCCUUCGGUGCCCUCGCUGCUACGGAAGCACGUCUUGAAGGCGAGUACCGCAUGGGUGUGGGAAGAGUCGGGAGGGAGGCGGAAGAGGUGGCGUUUUAUGAUGGCGGCAAGAGGGAGAAGGAGAUUGUGCUGGGUGUGUAUGCGAAGUUAAUUAGACAUGUUAAUAAAGUUUACAAGAUCCGCAUCGCGUAUGAAUGGACAGAGGACUAUGUGAUCAAGUACCUCUGGUCCGCUGCCGGAUAUGCACUCAUUGCCGUGCCUAUUUUGUACACGCGUGCGAAACGCUCGUUGGGAGUUGGUGUUGGUGAUAAUGUCCGUGGUGCUGAUGGAGCGGAGAGGAUGAGGCGAGACCGGGAUGAAGCGGUCGCUGGACGAACGGAGACAUACAUAUCUAACCGUCGGCUGCUGCUCUCCCUAGCCGACGCGGGCGGGCGGCUGAUGUAUGCGUACAAGGACCUGCUCGAACUUGCGGGGCUGACAGCGAGACUGUAUGUCUUGGUGUCGACGCUGUUGAACAUGCCGAGCGGGCGGGGUGUACGGUGCGUUGAUGGUGCGGGUGUUGGUGACGCCGAAGGAGAAGCAAUGGGAGUGGAGGUGGAGGAGGUGGAAGCGGUGAGUUUGACCGGGGUGGAUGUGCGUGUGCCGAGGGUUGUGAGGGGCGCUUUGGAGAGUGCUGCAUUUGCCUCCGAUAAUGAUAAGGAGAAGCAUGAGGGUAAAGGUAAGGGCAAGGAGAAGGAGAAGGAGAAGGAGAAGGAAAAGCAACAAGACGAAGUCAAAGAAGGCAGAGGCGAAGGUGCGCGUGAGGACCCGCCGCUAGUGAAGAACCUGACGCUGCGUAUCGCACGUGGCGAGCAUCUUAUGAUCACUGGAAGCAAUGGGGUUGGGAAAACAGCUGUUGCGCGCGUGCUUGCUGGGCUGUGGGAUCCUGCUCCCUCGUCUGAUGGUGUAAAUGGGGAGGGGGAACCUCAUGUGCAGAUGCCACGCGAUGAGACCGAGGCGGAUGUGUUGUUCCGCCGUGCGGCGUUCUUGCGCGCACGGGAGGUGGACGCUGGAGCGCGAUUUGGUGGUGCAGUUGGAGCUGGGGCAGGAGGUAAGGGAGCGGAGGCGCUGAAACAUGAGCGGGAGCACUGGAGGCCACGCCCGACGCUGUACGUGGUACCCCAGCGCGCGUACAUGGUCGCGGGGAGCUUGCUCGAGCAGAUCAUCUACCCAUGCUCAUACGCGUCGUUCGUGCGCAUGACGUCCAUGUUCAGCGCCAACGCUCAGCAAUCGCAGUCGCAUUGGAAUGACCCUUCGUACCCGCCUACACCCGCUACCCCGACCCGUCCCACACUGCUCUCGCGCUCGUCCUCCGUCGCAUCGCUCACAAAUCUUAUCUCAUCCACGCUUCUCCCCCCACCCCCUUCCUCACUUGUGCAGAUGCCCAGCAAUGCAGCGCUAGCGGAGAUCCAUAAUAUCCUUGAGAAGGUGCACUUAGGGUACCUCGUGGGGAGAGAGGGAGGGCUGCAUGUCAGGAAGGAGUGGAGAGAUGUGUUGAGUGGUGGGGAGAAGCAGAGGAUGGCGAUGGCAAGAGUGUUGUGGUGGAGGCCUAGGUUUGCGGUUUUGGAUGAGUGCACAAGUGCGGUGUCGAGCGAUGUGGAAGGAAGAAUGUACGAGGCGGCCAAGGCGCUGGAUAUCACGCUCAUCACGAUUUCACUCCGCCCAUCCUUGAUGAAAUACCACAAACAGCUACUUACUCUACACGGCCCCACGGACCCCACCUCUCCUGGUCGCUGGACCCUCGCGCGUGUCGGCACGAAAGAGGAGCGCAUGUCUCUCGAGAAGGAGAUUGGUGUGCUAGAGGAAAGGCUUAAGGAGGUUGAAGGGUGGGAGAAGAGGGUGAGGGAACUGGAGGGUUUGUUGGGUGUACAGGAGGGUGUUGGCGAGGGUGAGGGUGAGCAUGAGCAUACCGGUUCUAUUCAUACUCAUAGAGAGGGUGUGGAUGAGGAAGGGGACCGCGAUGAGGAGGAGGAGGCGAGGUUGCGUGAGGAGGAGAUGAAGGAGGAGGUGUAUGUGUAUGAUUAUCGUGAACCAGAGGGAUCUGAGCGCGACCUUGAGUCGGAGAGUACGUCGUGGAGCGAUGCAGAUGCGGGAGACAUAGAAGCUGAGGGGGAGGUGGAGGUGGAAAGUGUGGGGACAGAAGCGGAGGCGCUGUCUGUUGGGUUUGAGGACGCAGUUGACCCGGAGGAGAUGCUCUCUAUGCCUCUGGAUGUUGAGGAGGAGAUGACUUUUGCUUAG
Molecule: messenger RNA, 3270 nt
Organism: Psilocybe cubensis
Lineage: Eukaryota; Fungi; Basidiomycota; Agaricomycetes; Agaricales; Agrocybaceae
Exons: 8
Coding region: 1-3270 (1089 amino acids)
Biological process (GO): fatty acid beta-oxidation; peroxisome organization; very long-chain fatty acid catabolic process
Cellular component (GO): peroxisomal membrane
Molecular function (GO): ATP hydrolysis activity; ATP binding; ABC-type transporter activity
Source: RefSeq, a predicted model, not a curated record